UGUUGUUUUGAAAAUUUGAGAGUGUCCUAUAAGUACUAAUUUUAAAUGUCACAGGCAAAAAAGUAAUUUCCGCAUAACACAUAAACAAUCAAAUGCUAAUAUAGCCAGGAAAAACUAUGAGUGAACAAGACCAAAGAAACAGAGUUGUCUUCCUCGGCGCUGGCGGGGUCGGGAAAAGCUCCAUUUUGAAAAGGUUUCUGUUCAACACCUACAGUGAUACUUACCUCGAAACAGUAGAAGACUUGUAUUCUAGGGAAUACACUAUUCAAGGUGCGGAAGUGGUUGUUGAUUUUCUGGACACCGCUGGGAAGUUGGUAUUUCCAGCAAUGAGGCGCCUGUCGAUAACAACAGCACAUGCUUUCGUUCUAGUAUAUUCGGUGACUAAGCCCGAAACGUUUGAAGAAGUAAAACGAUUGUGGGAAGAGAUCAAGGAAGUUAGAAGUAAUUACGAGGACUUGCCAUGUGUUGUUGUUGGUAACAAAGUUGACCUUGAGGAUAACAGGCAAGUGGAGAAAUUUGACGCACUAAACUGGGUUUAUAAUGAUGAAAACUGUGGGGCGUUCGUAGAGGUCUCUGCUAAGAACGGUGAAUGCAUUGUAGAAGUGUUCAAAUUACUAAUGGAAAAAGCAAAGAAUCCAAGAGCAAAGAUAAAUGAACCCUUUAUGCCGCGCAGAUUGAGUGAACAUUCCCUGGAGGUGCAAUCCCAGGCAAAGGUCAGUGCCGAUAAAACUAGUGAAAAUGGGAGCAAGUUUAGUAGAACCAGAAGUCUUAUUCGCCGAGGAAGUAAGCCAAAGAUUCGAAAGUCUCACGCCCGCUCCCAGCACCGACAGGACUGUGUUAUUUCUUAG
Mya arenaria is the source of this 848-nucleotide messenger RNA. RefSeq names its product GTP-binding protein Di-Ras2-like. Gene Ontology annotation, molecular function: GTPase activity; GTP binding. NCBI's taxonomy places the organism in Eukaryota, Metazoa, Mollusca, Bivalvia, Myida, Myidae. The record is from RefSeq and is a predicted model, not a curated record. Bases 117 to 848 code for a protein of 243 amino acids. The transcript has a single exon.